UGAAUGAAAAAGAAGAAAAGGAUGAUAGCAAAUUAGAUGGACCUUGGUCUUUUCUCAUCCAACAGGUCCUAUCUUCUCAUUUACUCAGAGCAAAUGUUUGUGAUUGAGUAAAUGUCUUGAGAAUCACUGUGGUUUGCUCUCAUUUCCUGACUCCUGCAGCACUUCCUCUAUCGUGAAGACACCACAAAGUGCCGAUGCAGAGAGGGUCGUGUAACAUGAACAGGCUGGCUAUGGCUGAGCCGUCACAUUGUCGAGUGAAGAGAGCCCGUACCCUUGCAGACCCAUGACACGGAGAUCCUGUGAUGGAUCGUUGAAGUGAUCCACUAACGUGAAACUAGGUGCAUCGAAAAACCAGAUUACCCCUGGCAUGGACCAGCCAAAGAAUGACAAUGACAAUGAUAAUCCCAUUGUUUUGAGAGAGGAAAACAGAAGGAGAAGGCGGAAGAUGCGAGCUAACACAACCAGGACCAUGCAGUACUAUUCACUGGAGCAGCUGGCCAUUGAGUUUGUCCUCCCCACACGCAACAAGCUCAACAAUGUCCAUGAGAAGCUCUCCCUAGAGGUGGCUGGCAAUUACACAGUGGAGCAACUGAAAGCCAAGGUUUGGGUGAAAGCUGGUGGCAUCAGCGUUUGCCCAGAUUUCUACCAGAAGCUCAGCCCUGACCAGUUCAGGUUGAUGUACCAGAAGAAGGGUCAGUGGUACGAGAUUUAUGACAAGCAUCAGGUAAUCCAAACGUUGGACUGCAUCAACUACUGGAAAACACUGCAGAGGAACAACGGUAAGAUUCACCUGGCCCAGAAAACGAAAACCUCAAAGGAAUCCUUGCAGUUGCAAAACGAUUUGAAUUACCUGAUUGGAUAUGAUGUCACUGAUGUGAGCAAUGUACAUGACGAUGAGUUGGAAUUCACCCGGAGGAAGCUGAUCACCCCCCAGCUCAAUGAGGUAGCCAGCAGGGACCCUCGGCUCUACUCAAUGGAUCCUUGGAUCAUUUCGAAGCCUCUGCCUGAAUAUCUGCUCAAUAAGAUCUGUAACAAUAACAUAUUCAUCGUUAUUCACAGGGGGACAACAAGCCUGACGAUAAAGGUUUCCAUUGACGAGACACCACAAAGCAUUCUGAAGAACUUCUUCAAAAAGGUGGCCAACAAGAAGGGUCUGCUGGAAAUCUCGGAGAACCACAACGAGGAGCACUUUGUCCUUCGGGUCUGUGGCAGGGAGGAUUACAUCGUUGGUAACAACCCAAUAAAGGAUUUCCAUUGGGUAAGAAACUGCCUUAAGAAUGGCGAGGAAAUUCACUUUGUCCUUGACGUACCCCCGGAUCCAGCAAUGGAUGAAGUGCAGAAGGAAGAGUGGCCUCUUGUGGAUGAUUGCACUGGGGUUACUGGAUCCCACCAGCAGUUAACUCUCGAGGGAAGAGAUCAUGACAAAGUCUUCACCAUAUCCCUCUGGGACUGUGACAGAAAGUUCCGAGUGAAGAUUAUUGGCAUUGACAUUCCAGUGCUCCCACGGAACACGGAACUGACUGUCUUUGUUGAAGCGAGUAUCUUGCAUGGGCAACAGGUGCUGGCCCAGCAAAGGACCCUUACAAAAGCCUUUACAGAGGAAGUGCUAUGGAAUGUUUGGCUUGAGUUUGACAUUAAAGUCAAGGACCUACCCAGAGGGGCACGACUGAAUCUUCAGGUUUACUGCGGUAAAGCACCAGUUCAAAGUAUGAAGUCUACCUUCCAGUCUCAAGAUGACAAUGCCUGGGACACCAAGAGCAAGAACCAUAUGCUGUAUUAUGUCAACUUGUUGGUGAUUGAUCAUCGAUCACUCCUCCGACAAGGGGAGUAUGUACUGCACAUGUGGAAAAUUCCUGAUAAAGGUGAAGAACAAGGGACAAUUGAGGCUGACAAGCUGACGUCGGCGACCAACCCUGACAAGCAGAACUCCAUGGCUAUCUGCAUCCUCCUGGACAGAUACAAUUACCCAAUCGCUCUCCCACGAAGUUGUCAGAGUCAGGACGCUGAGCUGGAGAGGGCGGGCCACGAGAUGCACAGUCAGCUCCGCAAGCAGUUCGAAGAGAUCAUCAGCACUGACCCCCUGAACCCACUGAGCACUGAGGACAAAGAGUUACUUUGGCAUUUCAGGCACGAAUGCAUGAGGCAGCCUAAGGCCUACCCCAAGUUUCUGAGCUCAGUAAAAUGGGGGCAGCAGGAUGUGGUCCUGAAAACCCAGCAGCUCUUAGACAAACAGGAGAUGUGGAACAGCAGUCCCUUGGAUGUGGGACUUGCAAUGCAGCUUCUGGAUUGCCGAUUUUCUGAUGAGCAUGUUCGGGCACUAGCUGUUGAAAAGCUGGAGACAUUGGACAAUAGUGAGGUGCUGCGAUAUCUCUUACAAUUAGUCCAGGCAGUCAAGUUCGAGCCUUACCAUGACAGUGCCCUAGCCCGAUUCCUCCUCAAACGAGCCUUAAGAAGUAAACGAACUGGCCAUUUUCUGUUCUGGUUUCUGAGGAGUGAAGUGGCUGAAUCGAUGCACUAUCGACAGCGCUAUGCUGUCAUUCUGGAAGCCUAUCUCCGGGGUUGUGGGAAAGCCAUGUUGAUGGAUUUCAUGAAGCAAGUCAAGGUGAUGGAGGCCCUGCACAAAGUCACACUGGAGAUUAAAAAUGUCACUGCUGACAAGUAUGACGUUUCAGCUCAAGCAAUCUCGCAGUUAAGACACAAACUUGAGAAGCUGCAAUCAUCUGGUUUCCCACAAUGUUUCCGAGUUCCAUAUGACCCUGGCCUCCGUGCAGGUGCUCUUGUGGUGGAUAAAUGUAAGGUCAUGCCAUCAAAGAAAAAGCCUCUGUGGCUAGAGUUCAAGUGUGCAGAUCUCACCUCCAUAUCCAAGGACACUAUUGGAAUCAUCUUUAAACAUGGAGAUGACCUGCGGCAGGACAUGCUGAUCAUCCAGAUCCUUCUAAUUAUGGAUUCAAUCUGGGAGAUGGAAUCUUUGGAUCUUUGUCUUUUGCCGUAUGGGUGCAUUGCAACAGGAAACAAAAUCGGAAUGAUUCAGAUUGUGAAAGAUGCCACAACCAUUGCUAAGAUUCAACAGAGCACAGUCGGCAACACAGGGGCAUUUAAGGAUGAAGUGUUGAAUCACUGGCUGAAAGACAAGUGUCCGAUUGAAGACAAGUUCCAGUCAGCUGUUGAAAGGUUUGUUUACUCAUGUGCUGGAUAUUGUGUUGCAACCUACAUCCUGGGCAUAGGAGACAGGCACAAUGACAACAUCAUGAUCACAGAGUCAGGAAAUCUUUUCCAUAUUGAUUUUGGUCAUAUUCUUGGGAACUACAAAAGCUUCCUGGGAAUCAAUAAAGAGAGAGUGCCUUUUGUUCUCACUCCUGACUUUCUCUUUGUGAUGGGCACAUCCGGCAAGAAGACAAGCCAACAUUUCCAGAAGUUUCAGGAUAUCUGUGUCAAGGCCUACCUUGCACUUCGCCACCACACCAACCUGUUGAUUAUACUCUUCUCUAUGAUGGUGAUGACAGGGAUGCCACAACUAACCAGUAAAGAGGACAUUGAAUACAUUCGUGAGACACUUACUGUUGGCAAGAAUGAGGAAGAGGCUAAGAAGCACUUUCUGGACCAGAUUGAGAUCUGUCGGGACAAGGGAUGGACUGUACAGUUCAACUGGUUCCUCCACCUUGUACUUGGGAUAAAACAGGGGGUUGAGAAACAUUCUGCAUAGCUGCUCAAAGAGACAAAAUGGAGAGUGAUAGACAUGGAAGUAGGGGAACAUUUCUCUCUGGAAUCUAGAUUACAGGUCAUUCAGCUAUACCACACAUUUCGUUAACACGAAUUCGCUAUAACGCGAUUGAUGAAUUGGGGAUAUUGUUUCUAAAGCGCAAACUUUUAAAACGUGUGUUGGUUGUAACGUGAUUAUAUUGUCAACAUUUUAAGUGCCGCUUCCAAAGUAUGAUUUUUCUAUAACACAGGGUUGCACAAGAAUGCAACCAUCAUGUUAUAGAAGAACUACAUGUAUUCCAAGAUCAAUUUGUUCAGUCAAAAAUAGUUCAGAAUCUAGCUUUUCAAUGUUCCGCUUCAAUCAAAUUCGAAAUGCAUUACUAUUUCCAAAAAAACAACAGCAAAGGUACUGACCAACACUUUCAGCUCAAAGAUAUCUUCUCUUUGAAGGGUUGAAACAAUUUCGAUCCUCAGCAUCAUGCAAAUGUAAGUUUCCUUUCACUUGAAGGAAUUAUUCACUUGCUGAGGUCUGCUGGAGAUUUUUAGAAGCAGGCUUACAACUUUGUUCGGACGAUCAACUAAAGAUCUGUUAAAAACUGUUGUUGGAUCAGGCACUCAAUUGUUCUGUGAUAUGCAUUUAGCUUCCGACUCCCAGUAGCAGAUGAACAUACAAAACCCAAUCUCUCUUUACUUCAACCCUUCCUCCCAUUACUGUAGAAACACUCUUACUUUAAAUGGCUCCAGUAGCAGCAAUUGUCUGAAUUGUGUUUUAAGUAGUGUUUAUACUGGAUGUGGUGGACGCAACUCUUUUGCAGCCACCCAUUUUUCUGAGUCUUUGGGGUCUAGGUAAAUAACCUGCCAGUUUAACUUUAGAAGGUUGUGCAGCUUUGAAGUUGCACAUUGGCACUUUGUAUCUGCCAAUACGGCAGACUCGCAGAUAUCUCCUGAUUCUUCACUCACCUGCCAUAAGCUGAGUAAAAACAAUGACUGCAGAUGCUGGAAACCAGAUUCUGGAUUAGUGGUGCUCUGCCAUAAGCUGAGGCUGUUUUAGUGUGGGCCACUAUUGCGCACUCCUGUCAUAUUCUAAACUCCAUUUGGAAUGCUGCACUCUGCUACCUCACUUGGUAGAUCAUUUUUGCAAUAUUUCACCCAGUCCUCUGGGACUUCUCCCUUUGCCCUGCCUUAAUUUUGAGAGAGGUUCAUGUAUGAUCCAGGCUUCCAAUGUUAUAUCUGAGGAUGAGAAAUCACUGGAAAAAGAUCAGCUAAUCUAUUAAUCAUUAGGGUGAGACAGCAAUGGUAAUGUCAGUGGACUAGAUUCAGAAGCCAAGGCUUCUUAGGAUACAGGUUCAAAUCCCACUUGGUGGAAUUUAAAUUAUAAAUUUAGAAUAUAGACCACAAUAGAUGUUUGUCAUAAAAACCCAUCUUAUGUGGUUUGACCUACAUGCCAGGCUAAACCCACAGCAAUGUAGAUGAUUUUUAACAGCCCUCUGCAAUUGUCUAACAAGUCAAUCAGUUCAAGGAUAAUUAGGGGUGGGUAAAAGAUGUCAAUGAUGCUACACUCCACGAAAGAAUAAAGAAAAUAAAACUAUUCAGAAGAAUAUGAAUAAUAUUUUAACAGUUUUAAAGACAGAAAAAGUACUGCAAGCAUACGGUCUUUAAAGUGACGAAAUGGAAAGACAAUCGUCUGUUCCCAGCAGGAAAUUUUCCUGAAUCUUGAGGAAAUCUCUGUGUUGUCAUUAAGAGCAACCCAGGAAAACAAUUACAGGGACUUUUGCUGUAUUUUUCUUCCCCUACUUUCUGCCACAGUAAAUUGUUCAUGCUUUCUUUCAAAUGAACCUUAAAAUCCUUGAAUGUGAAGACAAUCCAUCAACAAUUUAGGGCCUUGUUUGCUUCGAAUUCAGGUGGUUUAAUUCUGUCACAAUGCCUCAUUCUACAAACCAUUUUAGCAAAUCUUUUCCAGAUACUGGUCUCCCUUAAUAAUUAUGCAAAUAUCUGUGUAAGUUGCAAUAUGAACCAAAAAUAAAAACAGCUUUGAAACAUG
Messenger RNA from Chiloscyllium plagiosum (whitespotted bambooshark), 5740 nucleotides. The record is from RefSeq and is a predicted model, not a curated record. NCBI's taxonomy places the organism in Eukaryota, Metazoa, Chordata, Chondrichthyes, Orectolobiformes, Hemiscylliidae.